Molecule: messenger RNA, 1461 nt
Organism: Symsagittifera roscoffensis
Lineage: Eukaryota; Metazoa; Xenacoelomorpha; Acoela; Convolutidae
Exons: 4
Coding region: 771-1373 (200 amino acids)
Molecular function (GO): calcium ion binding
Source: RefSeq, a predicted model, not a curated record
UUCACCCAUGGGAAAUAUUUACUUUUCGGUUUGUCUGAAAAAAAUCAAUUGUUGUAUGCGUAACUUCAAUUAGUGCCAUUGCAUCGAACGGUGGAUUUCAUAUUAGAGCACAAUCUUUGCUUGUAUAUCUCUACUGUGCUGGCAGCCUUUCAUCUCUGUUUCAGAUCCUGAAGUUUCAGAUCCUGAAUUUCACACUUCUGUUUUUUUUUUGUUUUCCUCCUAAAACCAACAGUUCCGGUUCCAGCUUACACAUCUAAUUGUCUAUCGUAUUUUUACUUACAAAUACCUCUUUGCAGAAGCUGGGUUCCAUUGUCGGUUUCCAUUAUAACUUUAAAAAUUCAAUUUUUAGUUUGAUAACAGAAAAAACUGAGGAACUAAUCACUAAUUUUGAACGUCUGAAAAAUGUAAAUCAUCAUUGGAAUUUUUCUUAAGUUGUCUUGAAAAAUGAGGGCCUCUCAAAUUAUUAAGAACUUUGAAAUGUUGAAGGUUUUUAGAUUUACUUGGGUUUACUCAGUUCGAAGCGGUUAGAUAAUAAUUUACUCCUAGUAUAAAACAAGACUGCUCGUAUAUUAUUGAAAACAUAUAAAUUUUGAUGAAAUCAAAAAGUAUAAUUUUGAGUCGUACGAAAUCAAUACGACCAAUUAGCUAGCCUCAUUUCAAUUCGGAACGUUUUUGUUGCGCGGGAUAAUUUGCAAACGCAUAGACAGUUCGCUUUACGCUCUCAUCAUUAUGAAUAAACUAUUCAAAGCGCGCAUAAAUUAGUCCAUAACAUGGCCAUUUUAGCAAUUCGCAAAUCACCAGAGCUUCACAAAAAUAUUGUAGCUGAUGAGUACAGCUGGGGAACAGAGUGGUUUUCAAGCGACCCUAGUUUGAUAACCACUCGAAACAAUGCAACUGAUUUGAUCAAAUUCCGACCCAAAGAGUGCUAUUCAUCACUAACUGGAACAAAGGUGGAUGUUUCAUACUGUGAGAUUGACAGCACUCAGGACUUCAACAUGAUUGUCAAACACUUCAAAAAAAUCGGAACUCUUUUGGACUGGUAUGGAGCAAGGGCUCAUUGCAAUUCUAUCGGAGGCAGAUUGUACGAUGACAUCAACUUCGCAACAAAUGGCGAGGCCGAGGAGUUGUAUUUGCAUUUGCAGAAACACUGGUUUGAUUUAUGGUUCGGCCUUUGGUCUCCAGCAAACAGUGGAACUUGGCAAACCACAGCGGGAGUACCUGUCAGAGAGGAGGAUAUUGAAAACUGGUAUGGCGACGAGCCAAAUAGCCACACUAGCGCAGACAGAGCCACGCGAAUCUACACGAUGACCGCAUUGAAAGAUAUUCCACCUACCACUUUGAUUGUUCGAUCAGUGUGCACAAUGGUUGACUAGACAACGGGACUCCAGCUUUCAAUAAAUUACCAACAUGACUAGAUAUUGAACAGAAAUAUUCGAAAAUAGCAAAACAACUGCACACAAA